CUUCCGCGUUCACCUCUCCUCCCAGCCAGCAGUACCAGGGUACAGCAGGAGCAGGGUGCAGUGGGGGUGUGAGUGAGCGGCACUGCCCAGUCCAUCGCUCUGUGCUGUGCUGUUCCAGCUGCAGCCAGAGACACUGUGAUUUCACUGCACUUCAAUCCCGCUGGAGGGCCCAGAGACAGUCGACAGGCCACAGAUGGCAGAGAGAGACGGAGGGAUGAGGGUUGCAGCAGAUCAUCUUGAUGGUGAUUGGUCCAAGGAGGAUUUGGAAGCCGAUGGACAUUGGAAUCGAACCUCUCUGCCUGGGAGGCAAUCGCUGAGGUACAGGCACCAGCAAUCGGUUGAGGGGAUGUCUUUAGACCGGGACCCUGGAGUGUGCUCCGGUACCCCUGAAGUUGAGGGUUGGGCGCUCGAUGGAAGCUGUUCGCCAGCACUGGCUGCUCUCCCGAUGUUUAAGAAGCGUCUGCUCAGGCAGGUUCGGAGCGAGGAGUCUGGGUCGAUCAGCAGUUGGCAAAUGUGGAUGUCCAGCCGGUAUCACUCCCUGAGGCAAUUCCACUCCGAGGCCCGGAAUGCUCUGGACUAUGUGAAACUCUGGAGGAGCUCAUUACAUCAGAUUGAAGGUCACUUUGGGACCGGGAUCGGAUCGUACUUCAGUUUCCUGCGUUUCUUGCUGCUGCUGAACAUUUGCACCUUUUUACUAAUCGCUUCAUUUGUGGUGGUUCCAGUCAUCAUUCGGGAGAGAUUCGGGACGCAGCAUGUGGUCCCAGCCACAGCCUCCCCUGUACAGGCGGCAAAUUGUACACAGUACGAUCGCACAGACCUGGGGCUGGUCAACUUUUAUGACUAUGGCAUGAACAUCUUGUCAGGAACGGGAUUACUGGAACAUUCCUAUCUGUUUUAUGGCUUCUACCCUCCGGAGAAUGUUGAAGUCUCUGGUUACAUCUAUAACACGUCUCUGGCUUACCUGCUGACAGCUAUCAGCUACUACCUCAUGGCAUUCUGCUGGAUUGUACACCGAUCAGUGAUGGGGUUUAAACAUAGCCAGCUCCAUGGUGAUGGGACCCUCAGUAUCUACAGUAAUAAAGUCUUCACUGGCUGGGAUUUCUGUAUUACCCAGGAGAGUGCAGUGCGACUGAAACAGAACAGCAUUCGCUACGAGCUGCAGAUGGAUAUCCAGGAAACUUUUAUGCGACAGGCGAUUGCUGGGAGAACCAAGUGGCAGAGGUUUAGGAUCUACAUAACCCGUCUGCUAGUGAACCUCUUGAUUCUGGCCGUGUUAGGGGCAGCUUUCUACGCUAUUUAUCAAUCCACCGAAUUCUCCCAAGCCAACUCGACGGAGCCGGGUGUGGCUGGUCUGCUGCUCCAGUACCUUCCGUCCAUGGUGAUAACAGCAGCAAACCUCAUCACCCCCCUCAUCUUCAACCAGCUCGUCACCUUGGAACAAUACUCACCCGAGACCGAAAUCCAACUCUCUCUGCUCAGGUCUGUGUUUCUGAAGCUAGCCAGCCUGGGUGUGCUGCUGUACUCUCUCUGGCGUCAGAUAACCUGUGACGGGGACAUGAUUUCGGCUGCCAAUUGCCAGCUCUGUGGCUACAACUACAAGCAAUACCAGUGCUGGGAGAUAAAAAUUGGGCAAGAAAUGUACAAACUGAUGAUCUUUGAUCUGCUCAUCAUGGUAGCCACCAUGAUCCUGGUCGACUUCCCACGAAAGAUGUUUGUCCAGUACUCGGGGAACAGACUGGCUCAGCUGUGGGGUGAGCAGGAGUUCCUGGUACCGCAGAACGUUCUGGAAAUCGUGUACGGACAGACGGUCUGCUGGAUUGGAAGCUUUUUCUCGCCGUUCCUCCCGUUACUCAACGCGGUGAAAUACAUCCUCAUCUUUUACCUCAAGGAG
Messenger RNA from Carcharodon carcharias (great white shark), 1891 nucleotides. Its product is annotated as transmembrane channel-like protein 7. The annotation marks the transcript as partial. The transcript is spliced from 12 exons. NCBI's taxonomy places the organism in Eukaryota, Metazoa, Chordata, Chondrichthyes, Lamniformes, Lamnidae. Gene Ontology annotation, molecular function: mechanosensitive monoatomic ion channel activity. Gene Ontology annotation, cellular component: plasma membrane. The record is from RefSeq and is a predicted model, not a curated record.